Halteromyces radiatus is the source of this 2251-nucleotide messenger RNA. Its product is annotated as transcriptional repressor TCF25-domain-containing protein. Gene Ontology annotation, cellular component: RQC complex. Lineage: Eukaryota; Fungi; Mucoromycota; Mucoromycetes; Mucorales; Cunninghamellaceae. The record is from RefSeq and is a predicted model, not a curated record. The transcript has 9 exons. The coding region runs from base 14 to 2176 and encodes 720 amino acids.
GUUUUUUACAUUCAUGUCUUCACGCGCCUUACGUCGAUUACAAAAAGAACAACUUGCUUUGGCUGAACAUCAAAGUAGUGAUGAAGAAUCCGAUGACUAUGAACCUCCUUCCAAAGCGAAGAAUCUAUUUGACUUGUUGAAUGAAGGCGAUGAAGCGGAACAGCAAGAAGAAGAAGAAGAGGAAGAAGAAGCUAGUUUGAACAUCCAAUCACAAUCUAGUCCAAACAAGACGAAUAUAAACAAUAAGAGCAAGAAGAACAAGAAGAAAAAGAAACAGAACAAAACCAACAAAAAGCAAGAUGUUUCCGAGAUGUCUUUGGAAGAAUUGAAUGAUAUGUUGGACACUCUUAAAACGACUGACUCACAAGCAACGGAAGCCACUAACGAAGAAACCGAACUCCAACAUCAAGAUCCUGAAGCUUCUCUCACUCCCACCACUCGUCAGCUUAUUUCAGUCCAUUACCGUUACUUGGAUCCUGAUGCUGAAAUGAAACGUAUGUUUGGUUCUCGUGUUGUCAAUCGUGAAACAAGACUAUCUGGAAGACUUUUGAAGAAAACAAAAUUAGUAACUGCCAAAAUAGAUUGGCCAAUUUAUAAAAAAUAUGGAAUGACAAUGGAAACUCUGGGUGUAGCCAAACAUGGAACAACUUCUUUUGCUUUCCAACAUCAAGAAAUAUAUCAAGAUCUUCAAUUGGAUUAUCUCAAUGCUAUUGCUCAACAUGAACCCGAAGGAUUAUUCAGACUUCUCAGUCAAUAUCAUUAUCAUGUGGACAGUAUGAUACAAAUCUCUGAUAUCGCAAAACAACAUGGCGAUUGGGCUGCUGCAGGGGAUUGCAUAGAUCGCGCAUUAUAUGCUUGUGAACGAGCAUUCCAUCCUCUUUUUACAUUUGGUUCAGGUACUGUUCGAUUACCCUAUCAACGGUCUGAAAAUCGAUCCUUCUUUAUUGCAGUGGUACGACAUAUUGAAUUCUUGACUCGUCGUGGAUGUUGGCGAACUGCUUUUGAAUUCAACAAGCUUUUAUUCAGUCUCUCACCAUUUGAGGAUCCUACGGGUGCCCUGCUUACUAUGGACUAUUACGCUCUAUCUGCACGUGAAUACCAAUAUGUGUUGGACUUUGGCAAACAUUGGAAAUCUGAUGGUCAAAAUUAUCCCAAGGAUGUUUCAUUCUUACCCAACUUUGCAUUUUCUAUGGCUUAUGCGAAAUUCAAGUUGCAUCAACAAAACAACAAGGAUGAAAAUAAUGAUCAAGUAGACAAGGAUGAUGAUCUUGAUGGAUCCAAAUUGUUACGUAUUGCCAUCUCAAGAUUCCCUGGAUUUGUACUUAGACUUAUGGAAGAAACGGGUAUAUCGGAUCCCAUUGUUGAUCAACAGUUAUCCUUUUUCACUCAAACAACUACAGAUGAUUACUUGACAUUAUUAUUAACUAUGUAUGUGGAUCGUAUCAAAGACCUGUGGAAAGAACCAGAGGUCCUUAAUUGGUUGCAAGUUAAUAUAUCUCAUGUGUUAAAGGACAACAGUUAUCACAAUGGAGCAUUGACAAGUAUUCCUCGAGAAAACAGCAGCAACGAAGACGCCUUACCAAUGAAUGUAUGCCGACAUGUACUGUUACAGGAUCGACGUGAAUGGUUAUCUCUUCUUCCUAGGUCGGUGACAGAUGAAACGUACUAUGCCAGCGAUCCCUUACCACCACCGGAUUCCGUCACUGGUUAUGAUCUGGACGAACGAAUGCGAGUACGCAGAAACAACCCAAGAGAUACUUCACAAGGAGGUUUGUUGGCCAUGCUUCAAGCAUUAGUCGCUGGAGGACAAUUGGCACCUGGGAAUCAACAAAGAAUACGGGAAGUCAUGAAUCAAAUAAGAGGUCGAUCGGGUCGUGAUCAAAUCCCUGGUGCUUUUCCUGGACAAGACGAACAAGAAGCAUCUCCUGCUGUCAUGGUGGAAGAUCCAAUGGACGGUUCUACUGCUCCUCCUCCUAGUCAUGAAGAUACUGAAUAUACUGAAGAAGAAUGGCAUCAAAUUCAAGAUGUGAUUGAACGACAUGAAGAACGAUCAGUGGAUAAUGAAGAUAUAGAUGACCUGGUUGAUGAAGAAGAUGUAGAAUUACAGCAAGCAUUAGCAAUGUCAACACAACAACUUCAAGAAGACAUGGAAAGAAGAUCACAACAUCAAGAAUGAUCCUUCUGAAUAUCUAUUUUUGUAUUAGUAGUCUAUUUCAUUCAUUCAAAUAAAACAAUAGUAGAUCUUUUUUUU